CACCCACAGUACUCUGUUAAACUACAAGUUUUCCUCUUGUAUACAUACUUUCAGACAGUGUGGUGUAGUUUUCUGGCAGAGUAGGGGUCGUCAUGAAGCUGGUGGUCCUCGUGCUCCUCCUCCAGGUGUCCGGGUGCGCAGACAGCAGGUGCUUCUGUCAGGUCACAGGUGAUCUGGACGACUGUACUUGUGAUGUGGAGACCAUCGAUACCUUCAACAACGACAAGCUUUUCCCCAAACUUCAAAAUCUUCUGGAGUCAGACUAUUUCAGGUUCUACAAGGUGAACCUGAAUAAGGCGUGUCCGUUCUGGGCGGUGAGCAGUCACUGCGGUCUGAGGGACUGUGCUGUGAAGCCCUGCUCUCUUAACGAAGUGCCGGAGGGAAUCAGAUCGUCCUCCCACAACAAGUAUUCAGCAGAAGCAAACGAGCAGUCAGCUGAGUGUGAGCAGGCGGAGCAUCUCGGAGCCGUAGAUGUUUCACUGAGUGACGAGACCAAAGAGGCUCUCCUCAGCUGGAGCAAACACGAUGACGAGGCCGAACGCUUCUGCGUGGUUGACGACGAGGAGUCACCGGACUCCCAGCAUGUCGACCUGCUGCUGAACCCGGAGCGCUUCACGGGCUACAGAGGACCAGAGGCCUGGCAGAUCUGGAACAGCAUCUAUGAGGAAAACUGCUUCAAACCGUUUACUGUCAAGCGACCUCUCAUUCCCGACUCGUUCCACAGCAGCUCGGGAAGUGAAGCAAAGAUCUUCUACAGCUGGCUGGAAGGCCAGUGUGUGGAGAAGAGAGCUUUCUAUCGGCUCAUCUCCGGCCUCCAUGCCAGCAUCAACAUACACCUGAGCGCCAGGUACCUCCUGGAUGACAGCUGGUUUCAGAAGAAGUGGGGUCACAACGUGUCAGAGUUCAGACAGCGUUUUGAUUCGGAGCUGACGGCUGGCGAGGGGCCCAAGAGGCUCCGCAACCUGUACUUCCUGUUCCUGAUCGAGCUGCGAGCGCUGGCCAAAGCUCUGCCCUUCUUCCAGCAGCCGUCCUUCCAGUUGUACACCGGCAGACCGGAGGAGGACCAGAGACACAAAGAGCUGCUGCUGGACAUCCUGCAGCUGGCCCGAUCUUUCCCUCUGCACUUUGAUGAGACGUCUCUGUUUGCUGGGGAUGAAAAAGAAGCAGCCGAACUGAAGGAGGACAUCAGACUGGCCUUCCUCAACAUCUCCAGGAUCAUGGACUGCGUGGGCUGCUUCAAGUGUCGACUGUGGGGGAAACUGCAGACUCAGGGAUUAGGAACAUCCCUAAAGAUUUUGUUUUCAGAGCGGCAGAUUGAAGCUCUGCCCACAUCCAGCGUCCAGCGACCCAGUUUCCAGCUCAGCCGACAGGAGAUCGUCUCCCUGUUCAACGCCAUUGGAAGGAUUUCCACCAGCAUCAGAGAGCUGAAGAACUUCAGAUGGCUGUUAUCAGAGGAGCGGUGACGACGUGGAGAGCAACUCUUCUGCCUGAAUCCUGCUGAAAUAUGAUUUGAAUCACCACCAGAGUUUAAAAUGAAGAAAGAUCAGCUUUCAUUACCUGAAAGUCAAUGGUAAAAGAAGUAUUCAGAUAUUUUACUUGAGUAAAAUUACAGUGUAAAAUAACCUGUUACAAAAGUAAAGGUGUUUCAUUCAAGAUUUUACUUGAUGGCUUGAUGUGUUUAAAAAACAGGUUAAAAGCA
This is a messenger RNA of Plectropomus leopardus (leopard coralgrouper), 1699 nucleotides long. It is a transcript of the gene ero1a, whose product is annotated as endoplasmic reticulum oxidoreductase 1 alpha. Gene Ontology annotation, biological process: protein folding in endoplasmic reticulum. Gene Ontology annotation, cellular component: endoplasmic reticulum; endoplasmic reticulum membrane. Gene Ontology annotation, molecular function: FAD binding; protein-disulfide reductase activity; thiol oxidase activity. The record is from RefSeq and is a predicted model, not a curated record. Lineage: Eukaryota; Metazoa; Chordata; Actinopteri; Perciformes; Serranidae.